Messenger RNA from Gopherus flavomarginatus (Mexican gopher tortoise), 2133 nucleotides. It is a transcript of the gene JMJD8, whose product is annotated as jumonji domain containing 8. Bases 442 to 1404 code for a protein of 320 amino acids. Gene Ontology annotation, cellular component: cytoplasm. Lineage: Eukaryota; Metazoa; Chordata; Testudines; Testudinidae. The record is from RefSeq and is a predicted model, not a curated record. The transcript has 9 exons.
GGUCCCCGGGGGGAGGAGGUUGUGAUAUGCCUGAAUUACAGCUCCCAGAAUGCAAUGGGGGGGGGUGCUCUAGGCUGAGAUUUGCCGGUACCUGCAGCCGCACGCAGACAGGGAACUGAGCUGAGGCGUGGUGGUAGGGGCCGGAGGGUUCCUGGGAUGUGGGAGGCGGUACAUGCAGCGCGAGGGAGGAGGGUUAAAGGGUCAAGUAGGGAUACAGCAGGUAUUAGCCUAGAGCUGGGGUGGGGGUUAAAUUCAGAGAGGAGAUGGAAGGGAAAGAGCCAGAAGUGAGCCAACAGCUGGAUCGAUUCCCCUGCUGGCAUUAGGGUAUAUUAGAGCCUUACCUUUAACAUCCUGUCCUGCACUGUUCUCUCCCUGGCUUUUCUAGUCUGCUUCUCUGAGAGAAUCUGACACACCCAGACGGCAGAGGGCUGCUGGAGGCAGAUGGGAUCGUGGUGGCAAUUCCUUCUCCUCUCCAUCCCAGUGUCGCUGCCUGGAAACUUGGAUUACCUGGAAGGAAAUGGUGGCUGGUUUACGAACAAGUACUUGGCUCUGAUGGAAGAAGACCACUGCACUGUGGAGAGGAGAGACGCUUCCCUGACCUACUCCCAGUUCAUAGACCAAUAUGCUUUUUCCAGGCCUGUUAUUAUCCAGGGGAUCACAGACAACUCGGAAUUCCAGGCACUCUGCACGAGGAACAAGCUGCUGGCGGAGUUCGGGGACCGCCUGGUCCGUCUCAGCACUGCCAAUACCUACUCCUACCAUAAAGACACACUCUAUUUCUUUGGAGACAAUAACUUCACCGAGUGGGGCUCCCUCUUCCAGAAAUACAUGCCACCUCCGUUCCAGAUUCCAGGCACCAGCGGGGCCUACAGCUUUGGGAUUGCCGGCUCCGGUUCUGGGGUUCCCUUUCACUGGCACGGCCCGGGUUACUCGGAGGUGAUCUUCGGCAGGAAGCGCUGGUUUCUGUAUCCCCCUGAGAAAACCCCUGAGUUCCACCCCAACAAGACAACUCUAGCCUGGCUGCUGGACACAUACCCAUUCUUGCCGCCGGAGGAACGCCCUGUGGAGUGCACCAUUCACCCUGGCGAGGGGAGGGCUGAGGCCUGUGUGAACCACUGCUCCAGCGCCAUGGAGCACCAGCAAUCAAAAGGAGCUUGGGAGUUCCAUACCCUGUCAACAGAGGAUCCUAGUCUGAGGCAGGACAAGUGUGCUGUAUUUCCCCGAUCGCUGGUGGCACGCCACCCUCAACUUGGACACAAGUGUCUUCAUCUCCACCUUCCUGGGGUAGAAACUCAGGGCUUUGCCUACCAGCCUGCCAUUCCUCAGGAGCUGAAUUGUUCACUUCCCUCCCGCCAAAGCCCUGGGAUGCUGCUGGUGAAUUCUAGCCAUCUCUUUCCACUGUAACCCUGCAGGCAGAGCUGGACUCUGGCAGUGGGGCUGAUCCAGCUCUAAUCCAUCUAGGAUUUAUCCUGGUCUACAUGAGCACCCCCAUCAUUCUGUGAUGCAGCAGCUGCUGAGGUUGGGUUGGAGGGGGAACCCGUCUCCUUUCUCCUAUACAGGGCGGGAGCUUCCACCAGCUGGUGGCAUUUUCUGCUGUACUUACAACUCUGCACUUUCUGUUCCUCAGCUCCAUGGGCAGAGCUCCUCCUGCCUGCCUGCUCACUCCACCCCCUUCCUUCACAUCCGCUUUGUGUUUCUAACAUCUGAGGAACAGAGUCCAUGGCAGAAGGCAGAUUCUAGCUCAACUCUGGUCUCUAGGCAGGAGUGACAUUACUAUGUAGGCUCUUCUUUAAAUAGACCAUUGGUCAGUAGCACAGAACCAGCCACUCCAGCUCUAGAGCUAAACCACCAGGUAUGGGGCAUGGUCUAGUCUCAGAUGUCCUGGUAUCUGCCCCUGGUGACCCUCCCUCAGCAGCUCUGCUGAGAACUCAUUUCCUGGUGCUCAUUCCUGGGUGCAGGGAAAAAUUGAAGGACCAGUGUCUGUUACCCGGGAAUCCCCUGCGGCUGGGGGUGGCUGGGCUGGCUUUCACUUGAAUGUUAAUGUUCAAGCAGCAAAGGAUACUUGAAGUAGGAGUUUAGGUUAUUUAUGGGCAUUUUCCCAUUUCAAAUCUGGAUUAAAAUAUAACUGCCUUA